Molecule: messenger RNA, 399 nt
Organism: Lolium perenne
Lineage: Eukaryota; Viridiplantae; Streptophyta; Magnoliopsida; Poales; Poaceae
Source: RefSeq, a predicted model, not a curated record
AUGGUGAGGCUGGAUCCUCAAACCGCUCACGCCGCCGGCGUCCACGCGCUGCAAGGGAGCCCCGCCUUGAUCGUGCUCUUCGCCGUCGCGGUCGUGGCCGUGGCCGCCAUCGCCGCGUUCGGGUGCGCCGAGGGUGCCAAGAAGAAGAAGAGCAGCGCCAAGAGCGUGCAGUACUACGGCAGCCACGGGUACACGGCGACGGCGGCACCCAAGUACUCGACGCCUAGCGCUGGGAAGAGCACGACCCAAGCGUCCAACAACGACCUCGUGACGGGGAUGGCUCUCGGCGCGGCGACGACGAUGAUGAUGAGCUCGGCGGCGUCCGCGUGCGGAGGUGGCGGCGGCGGGUGCGGUGGCGGCGGUGGCUGUGGCGGCGGGGGCGGUUGCGGCGGCUGUUGA